This is a messenger RNA of Necator americanus (New World hookworm), 1800 nucleotides long. RefSeq lists its product as uncharacterized. The transcript has 5 exons. NCBI's taxonomy places the organism in Eukaryota, Metazoa, Nematoda, Chromadorea, Rhabditida, Ancylostomatidae. The record is from RefSeq and is a predicted model, not a curated record. Bases 1 to 1800 code for a protein of 599 amino acids.
AUGGUUCUGGACCUUCAUAACGGAUUUCGUAGAACACUCGCAGACGGGAAACAGGAGGGCAAAGGCGGAGCCUCUCUGGUUGCUGCUGCAGACAUGAAUGAACUCGUAUGUCAAAUUUAUGCGAUCUUAUUCACUACCCACGGAUCUCCCUCACUAGAGGGAUCACAGCCGGUGGAUUCAGGGGAUGGACUCCCUGUUUCUGCUGAGCCAGGACUAACUCAUGACAUCCUUGUAUCCCGCACGUCGGUCCGCCCAAAAGCCUGCAAUCAAGUGGAUGCGAGGUGCAAUGGAAGCGUUUUGGGGUCCCCUCCAACAAAUAAGCUCCACAUGUCCACUCCGGGAGAACGGAAGUUCUCCCAGAAACUCAUGGGACUAGAGUCUUGCAACCUGCCCCAGGGAGGAAAGCCUGGUACGGUAGCGCCAGGUAGGACGGGGUUGCAGGAGUCAUGUAGGCUACCGAAACGGAAAAGAACUAGGAUGGCCAUCUGUACCUAUAACGCACGUACGCUUGCAUCGGAAGCGGCCAUCGAAGAUCUGAUGAUGCAAGCCAAGAAGAUCAAGUAUGACGAAUAUGCGACAGUAGAGGUGUUGGUGGAGUUUUUCGUCCUCGUCAACACGAGUAUGGCAAAGAACAUCGACUCUUUUGAACAACUUGCGACCCGAAUCGGACGUCUGCGGAUGAGAAGAUGUGGCCCAACACCAGCUUUGACUAUCUUCGUCGCUUACGCUCCAACAUCAAGCUACGAAGAAGAAGAAGUCGAAGCUUUCUAUAUGGACCGAGGAGACCAUGCCUUCUACAAGGUCAUUAUUGGCGAUUUCAACGCCAAGGUUGUCCCAAGAAGAACGCCGGAGGAACUUCACAUUGGGACCCACGGCCUACAAUGGAAUGACCAGGGGGAGAGGCACUCCGAGUUCAUCAUGACGACUAAGACCAUCCAUGGGAACUCGCAAUUCCAGAAGCCCUCCUCUCUACGUUGGACGUGGGAGUCACCCGGUAGAGGGUACCGUAAAAGGUUCUGCCUGACGGACGUCGGUGUUGUACCAAAGUUCUAUACGGGAUCCAAGUUCAGAGAGAGAAAUCCCAGGACUACCAUCAACUGGGAUCUCUUCGCUACGCUAGCCGGCUUUUGGGAAGAUUCCGCAAUGGACAACAUCGACGAGGAAUAUGACCGGCUUGUUGAACACCUUCACGACUGUGCGAAGAAGGCUGAGAGUUUUAAAACCACCAAGAGGCGCCUGUCUCUUGAAAUUCUUGAGCUGAUACGCCAGCGUGGAGCAGCACGAGCCGCAGGGAACCAAGAACUCACGUCCGAGUUUGCAAGGCUUUGCAGAGAGGCGUCAAAGGAAGACCUUAAAGAGAGAAGAGCAGAAGUGCUGGCUGAAGCUGCAGAGGCGAGGAGAAACAUCCGCUACGCCCGUCGAGACUUCGCCAGUCGCAAGGCGAGGACAAGUGCUCUCCAGAACCGUAAGGGAACCACCAUUGCAUCCAUCCAGAAGGGAAAUGGACAGCCAUGCGAGCAAGCAGGGUUUCGAAAAGGAUUCAGCACGAUUGACCACAUUCACACUGUUUCGAAACUCAUCGAGGUAUCACGAGAGUACAAGAUGCCGCUCUGUCUCACCUUCAUCGACUUGAAAAAGGCCUUCGACUCAGUUGAGACGGAAGCUGUCAUGAAAGCCUUGGACAACCAAGACAUCCCUACUCAGUACAUAAAGGUACUUCGAGAGUUGUACAGUAACUUCACGACCGGAAUUUCGCCAUUCUACAAGAACAUCAUCAUUGACAUGAAGAGGGGGGUCUGA